Molecule: messenger RNA, 458 nt
Organism: Struthio camelus australis
Lineage: Eukaryota; Metazoa; Chordata; Aves; Struthioniformes; Struthionidae
Source: RefSeq, a predicted model, not a curated record
AUGUGUGGAGGACGCGUGCGAACGAAGACGGUGAAAAAGGCCGCCCGGGUGAUCAUCGAGAAGUACUACACCCGGCUGGGGAACGACUUCCACACAAACAAGCGGGUGUGCGAGGAAAUCGCCAUCAUCCCCAGCAAGAAACUGCGCAACAAGAUUGCGGGGUAUGUCACCCACCUGAUGAAGCGUAUUCAGAGGGGGCCUGUCAGAGGCAUCUCCAUCAAACUGCAGGAAGAGGAAAGAGAGAGGAGGGAUAACUAUGUCCCAGAGGUCUCUGCUCUCGACCAGGAGAUCAUUGAAGUGGACCCUGACACCAAGGAAAUGCUGAAGCUUCUGGACUUCGGCAGCCUGUCCAACCUGCAGGUCACACAGCCCACGGUGGGGAUGAACUUCAAAACACCCCGAGGAGCUCUCUGAGUCUGUCGCUGUAUGUCACUUUUCCAAUAAACGUGGGAAACCAA